Messenger RNA from Ceratotherium simum simum (southern white rhinoceros), 3596 nucleotides. The record is from RefSeq and is a predicted model, not a curated record. Lineage: Eukaryota; Metazoa; Chordata; Mammalia; Perissodactyla; Rhinocerotidae.
GCUGAGGCCAAGGCAGGGACAGAGUCAGAGCUGUGCCAGGAUGUUGGGCUGGAUCCAGAAGGUGCUGCCUCAGCCCCCAGCGACCCCUCAGAAGACCAAGAUGGAGCAGGAGGAGGGGGGAGACCCACAGUCAGAGCUGGAGCUAGAGACGGGGCUAGAACCAGAGCCGGAGCCUGAAACGGCCCCUGAGGAGGCUGAGCUAGGGGAUGAGUCUCUGGCACCUGAGGAGCCAUCCAAGGGGCAGGAAGUGGCUGUGGCAGACCCUAGCCCUCAGGAAACCCAGGAGGCUGCCCCUGCUCUGCCCACGUCCCUCCAGGGCCAGGUUGCUGUGGUUGCCGAAGUGAACAGUCCCAGCGGCAGGGUGCUGACCUGGCUCAGGAAGGGCGUGGAGAAGGUGGUCCCGCAGCCAGUCAACAGUGGCGGGCCAGCCCAGAACACUGCUGCUGGCGUGGAGGGCCCGACUCAGGUGGGAGCACAGAUCCUGGGGCACUGCAGCGCUGGGGGCUCAGAUGGACCCAAUGAAGCCCCCAGGGCCCAGGAAACCGGGCCCAGGCCCUGGCUGCUCAGGUGGUUCGAGCAGAAUCUGGACAGAGUACUGCCUCAGCCCCCGAAAACCUCCGAGGGCUGGAGAGAUGAGCCUGCGGAUGCCGCCUUGGGCCCAGAGCCCCCAGGACCACCCUUGGAAACGGAGCCCAGGCUGCAGGCCCUGGAGAUCCCCUCCCUGCCCGCUCCUGGCCCCCAGCAGCCUGAGGAGGAGCCGACUCCAGAGCCCCAGCCCGGCCUCCAGGCCUCCUCCCUGUCGCCCCCUGGGGACUCUGCCAGGUUGGUGCUGUGGCUCCUGCACAGGCUGGAGAAGGCGCUGCCUCAGCCAGUGCUCCACGCGAAGGCUGGGGAGCAGGAGCCUGACUGCCCUGUGACGUGUGACGUGCAGACCAUCAGCAUCCUCCCCAGAGAGCGAGAGGAGGCGGAUCUCGUCCUAGAAGAGGUUGAUCCUCACUGGGAGGAGGACGAGCAUCAGGACGGCAGCACCAGCUCGCAGGGCUCAGAGGAAGCUCCAGCUUAUGAAGAGGAGAAUGAGGCCGUGGAGGAGUUGCCCAGUAUCCUGUUGGAUAGCUAUCUGGCGGCACAGGGUGGCGAGGACCCAAGCAGAGUAGACGGGACCGAGCACCAGAGGGCCUCACCCCAGGACCCGCAGGAGGAGGCUGUGGCCACCCACUCAGGAGUGCCUGCCACAGAAGAGCACCCAGAAGUGCAGGUGGAAGAUGCUGAUGCUGACAGCCACCCCCUCACCGUGGAGGAGAGUCCACCCUCGCCUGUGCUGCCACCACCUUCUCCUGCCAAGUCUGACACACUCACAGUCCCAGGCUCCGCCGCAGGCAACCACAGGAAGAGGCUGCCCUCCCAAGAUGAUGAGGCCGAGGAGCUCAAGGUGCUGUUGCCAGCUGAGUCCCCCAUGGUUGCCUGGUCGGACCCCCCUACCCCACAGGGCACUGAUGACCAGGACCGCGCGGCCUCCACCGCCAGCCAGAACAGCGCCAUCAUCAACGACCGGCUGCAGGAGCUGGUGAAGCUUUUCAAGGAGCGGACAGAGAAGGUGAAGGAAAAACUCAUCGACCCCGACAUCACCUCUGAUGAGGAGAGCCCCAAGCCCUCCCCAGCCAAGAAAGCCCCAGAGCCAGCCCCUGACACGAAGCCGGCUGAGGUGGGGCAGGAGGAGGAGGGGCACUACUGCGACAUGCUCUGCUGCAAGUUCAAACGCCGCCCAUGGAAGAAGUACCAGUUUCCCCAGAGCAUCGACCCGCUGACCAACCUGAUGUACAUCCUGUGGCUGUUCUUCGUGGUGCUGGCCUGGAAUUGGAACUGCUGGCUGAUUCCCGUGCGCUGGGCCUUCCCCUACCAGACCCCGGACAACAUCCACCUCUGGCUGCUGAUGGAUUACCUGUGCGACCUCAUCUAUCUCCUGGACAUCACCGUGUUCCAGCUGCGCCUGCAGUUUGUCAGAGGAGGGGACAUCAUUACGGACAAAAAGGAGAUGCGGGAUAACUACCUGAAGUCUCGCCGCUUUAAGAUGGACGUGCUCUGCCUCCUGCCCCUGGACUUGCUCUACUUGAAAUUCGGAGUGAACCCCCUCCUGCGUUUGCCCCGCUGCUUGAAAUACAUGGCCUUCUUCGAGUUUAACAACCGCCUGGAAUCCAUCCUCAGCAAAGCCUACGUUUACAGGGUCAUCAGGACCACGGCCUACCUGCUCUACAGCUUGCACGUGAACUCGUGUCUGUAUUACUGGGCAUCAGCCUAUCAGGGCAUCGGCUCCACUCACUGGGUUUAUGAUGGCGUGGGAAACAGUUACAUUCGCUGCUACUACUGGGCUGUGAAGACUCUCAUCACCAUUGGCGGGCUGCCCGACCCCCAGACGCUCUUUGAAAUUGUCUUCCAGCUGCUGAACUAUUUCACGGGCGUCUUCGCUUUCUCCGUGAUGAUCGGACAGAUGAGAGACGUGGUGGGGGCUGCCACGGCGGGGCAGACCUACUACCGCAGCUGCAUGGACAGCACGGUGAAGUACAUGAACUUCUACAAGAUCCCCCGGGCCGUGCAGAGCCGCGUCAAGACCUGGUACGAGUACACCUGGCACUCCCAAGGCAUGCUGGACGAGUCAGAGCUGAUGGUGCAGCUUCCGGACAAGAUGCGGCUGGACCUGGCCAUCGACGUGAACUACAACAUCGUCAGCAAAGUGGCACUCUUCCAGGGCUGUGACCGACAGAUGAUCUUCGACAUGCUGAAGAGGCUUCGCUCCGUCGUCUACCUGCCCAACGACUACGUGUGCAAGAAGGGGGAGAUAGGCCGAGAGAUGUACAUCAUCCAGGCAGGGCAGGUGCAGGUCCUGGGUGGUCCCGACGGGAAGUCUGUGCUGGUGACGCUGAGAGCUGGAUCUGUGUUUGGCGAAAUAAGCUUGCUGGCUGUCGGGGGUGGGAAUCGGCGCACGGCCAACGUGGUGGCCCACGGGUUCACCAACCUCUUCAUUCUGGAUAAGAAGGACCUCAAUGAGAUCUUGGUGCAUUAUCCCGAGUCCCAGAAGUUGCUCCGGAAGAAGGCCAGGCGCAUGCUGAGAAAUAACAACAAGCCCAAGGAGCAGAAGAGCGUGCUCAUCCUUCCUCCCCGGGCGGGCACCCCCAAGCUCUUCAAUGCCGCCCUGGCUGCAGCGGGAAAGUUGGGCGCCAAGGGGGCAAAAGGCGGCAAGCUGGCCCACCUCCGGGCCCAACUCAAAGAACUGGCUGCGCUGGAGGCGGCUGCGAGGCAGCAGCAGCUGUUGGAACAGGCCAAGAGAUCGGGAGACGCCGCGGGAGAGGCGGGCUCGGCCGCGCAGGUGCAACCCUCGGCCCCGGCGGAGGCCGCCCCGGAGCAGCCCGCGGCCCCGGAGCGCCCGGCCGCGCGCUCUCCGCCACCUGCCUCCCCUGCGAGACUCGAGGGAGGCGAGGAGGGGGCGGCCGAGCCCGAGGAGCACUCGGUGCGGAUCCGCAUGAGCCCGGGCCCGGACCCCGGCGAACAGAUCUUGUCGGUGGAGAUGCCCGAGGAGAAGGAGGAGACGGAGUGAGGCGGCC